AUGCCACCCAGGAGGAGGAGGUCACUGAGACUAAAGAAGCAAGAAGAAGGAGAAGGAACAACAAAGAACAAAGGGAAGCUGGUUGAUGUUAUGGGCUCUUCUUCCCGCUCUGAUUCACCAACUAACAUCAUCAACAAGGCAUAUCAAGCUCCAACAUGUUCUCUUAUACAUGCUGAUACUUUCAACAUGACACAAGUGGAUAUACCAGAAAUGAAGGAGGCAAGUGAGGCUGAAAUGUCAGCGCCAAAUCACUUAGAUCAAAUGGAAGGGCCUAAUAUUCAAGCAUCAAGAGCAAAUAAGAAUCAUAACAAGUCUAUUUCAAUGGCUGAACGUCCAUCCCAAUCUUUCAGCCUCAAUCUAACUGACAUGGUCAAGAUGUGUGAUGAUAAUGAAGAUGAGGUUAACUCUGUUGGACAGAGCUUGCCAAUGGGCACAGUUGAUGCAUACCAAGUGAAGCCAGAAUCCAUACCCCUACUAAAAAAAAUCCUCAAUAAGCAUGGAGAUAUUGCUAAGAAUUGUACCAUAUCAACAAUGAAAUACCGUUCAAUGUUGUUGGAUAUGAUAUGUGAUAUCUUCUCAGAAUUGCAAGACGAGGAUCUUAGUAAAAUCAAAGAAGAUGACCUGCAAGAUAUGAUUGCUCUUGUGAAUGAAAUGAAAAAUAUGAAAGUGGACAUAGGGUGGCUUCACAUGAGACUGUUCCAGAUACUUGAGGCAAAACAGAUUCUUAGUCAAUCUAGCACACUGAAAGAAGCUAAAGAGAGCAAUAGACAAUUCAUUGAAAAUGUGAAGAGAGAACUGGAAGAAAAUGAAGCUGAAAAGAAUGUCGUGGCAGAAAAGCUCAUAUCAAUCCAUGCUAGAGAGACUGUUUGCAAGGAGACACUGGCUAAAGCAUGGGAUGAGAGUAUAGCAAUAGCUGCAACUAUUGCAGAUGCCAAAUCUAAAGUGAGGCGCUUUCACAAGUGCUCACUGGUAGAUGGUUUGCUUUAA
Molecule: messenger RNA, 987 nt
Organism: Gastrolobium bilobum
Lineage: Eukaryota; Viridiplantae; Streptophyta; Magnoliopsida; Fabales; Fabaceae
Exons: 2
Coding region: 1-987 (328 amino acids)
Source: RefSeq, a predicted model, not a curated record